Molecule: messenger RNA, 1038 nt
Organism: Penicillium daleae
Lineage: Eukaryota; Fungi; Ascomycota; Eurotiomycetes; Eurotiales; Aspergillaceae
Exons: 2
Coding region: 1-1038 (345 amino acids)
Source: RefSeq, a predicted model, not a curated record
AUGAAGUUCUCGAUUGUUCUCUCGACUCUGAUGGUCGCCGGCCUUGUAGGUGCUGCUCCUAUGGCCGAGCUUGUUUCUAAUGACAUUGGACUCUCCUCACCGCCAACUCAUAAGGACCGUGACGGACAUUCCCAGAGUGAAGAAAUCUCUACCGGACACCAGGCUCGUCCAUCAUCUAAGUACCACGACAUCCACCCCCACAAGGACAACAAGGACCACGAUGACAAGGACCACCACAAGCGAGGGGAAGCUGUCGAGACUUUGCCUGAGCACCACCAUCGCCAUCACAAGGGCGACAAGGACCACGAUGACAAGGAUCAUGACGACAAGGACCACGAUGACAAGGACCAUGACGACAAGGAUCACCACAAGCGAGCGGAAGCUGUCGAGACUUUGCCUGAGCAUCACCAUCGCCAUCACAAGGGCGACAAGGACCACGAUGGCAAGGACCACGAUGGCAAGGACCACGAUGGCAAGGACCACGAUGACAAGGAUCAUGACGACAAGGAUCACCACAAGCGAGCGGAAGCUGUCGAGACUUUGCCUGAGCACCACCAUCGCCAUCACAAGGGCGACAAGGACCACGAUGGCAAGGAUCAUGACGACAAGGAUCACGAUGACAAGGACCAUGACGACAAGGAUCACCACAAGCGAGCGGAAGCUGUCGAGACUUUGCCUGAGCAUCACCAUCGCCAUCACAAGGGCGACAAGGACCACGAUGGCAAGGACCACGAUGGCAAGGACCACGAUGGCAAGGACCACGAUGGCAAGGAUCAUGACGACAAGGAUCACCACAAGCGAGCGGAAGCUGUCGAGACUUUGCCUGAGCACCACCAUCGCCAUCACAAGGGCGACAAGGACCACGAUGGCAAGGACCACGAUGGCAAGGACCACGAUGACAAGGACCACGAUGACAAGGACCACGAUGACAAGGACCACGAUGACAAGGACCACGAUGACAAGGACCACGAUGACAAGGACCACGAUGACAAGGACCACGAUGACAAGGACUACGAUGGCAAGGAUCACCGCAAGUAA